CUCACUUUUCUCUAUAUAUCUUGUUUUUCCAAGCUUGAUAAAUCAUCACCGAUUCUGUAAAUUGGGAUUUAGGGUUCGUAGCUUCCUCCUCUAAGCUUCACUCACCUGCUCCUUCAGGUUAUCCGCCUCUAAUCUAGGCUUUGCCCUCAAGCAGACUAGAGAGUCAUGGUGAGGACAAGGCCAAACAUAUUGGUGACGGGCACGCCAGGAACUGGGAAGACAACAACAUCGUCCGCCUUAGCAGAGGCAACGCAGCUCCGCCACAUCAAUGUGGGUGAUUUGGUGAAAGCGAAGAAUCUUCAUGACGGCUGGGAUGAUGAGCUAGACUGUUACGUCAUCAAUGAAGACCUGGUAUGCGAUGAGCUUGAGGAUACAAUGGAGGAAGGAGGGAACAUAGUGGACUACCAUGGUUGCGAUUUCUUCCCCGAGAGAUGGUUUGAUCUUGUGGUUGUGCUUCAGACUGACAACACUGUCUUGUAUGACCGUUUGACUCGAAGAGGGUAUUCGAAUUCGAAGCUCUCCAACAAUAUUGAAUGUGAAAUAUUUCAAACUCUGCUCGAGGAGGCAAAGGAGAGCUACCCUCAGGAUAUCGUGAUUCCUUUGAAGAGUGAUAGUAUUCAAGACAUUUCGACAAAUCUUACGACUUUGACGGACUGGGUCACGAGGUGGCAACCAUCAUCAACUUAGUUUCCCAUAUCACAGUUUUUCCUUGAAGCUGCAUGCUGCGUCAAGAUUUUGAUAUGUAUUUUCCUUGUACUAUCUUCCUUGUCAGUUUUACCAUUAUGUGAUGUGAGAUUCUCUGCAUUUCCCGCUGUCCAUUUUCACAUUGUGUUGGGACUGCCCUUGUUCUAUCAAACCAUAUCCUAACUUGGAUUACCUUAGGGCCGCGAUUGUUUGGCCGGAAUCCAUGAUUACGUUGGGGCCGCGAUUGUUUGGCCGGAACCCAUGACUGGAGUGGGAGUUGGUUUCUCAUUCUACAGCGCCGAAGUGUAAUGUUUGUUUAAAUAUAACAGGAAAUGGUGUCGGUUUCCCGUUCCAGUAAAGUGCGAUUCGCCAUUUGGAGUUUGCAGGUCUCAAAGCUGGAAAGUGAAAGUGAAAACUCAAUGGGGCAUUUUCCUAAUGCAUGGUUCAAUUGAACUGCCGCGAUGUUAUCCGGAAGGACCAAAAUUGCUCCAUGAAUACUGUGAUCUUGCUGUAACUAGUUUGGAUUAGGGUGUUCAAUGUUUCAACUUGAUCGAACAAAGAAACAGUUGAAGGCU
Molecule: messenger RNA, 1259 nt
Organism: Malus domestica (apple)
Lineage: Eukaryota; Viridiplantae; Streptophyta; Magnoliopsida; Rosales; Rosaceae
Product: adenylate kinase isoenzyme 6 homolog
Cellular component (GO): nucleus; cytoplasm
Molecular function (GO): ATP binding; AMP kinase activity; ATP hydrolysis activity
Source: RefSeq, a predicted model, not a curated record